GGGUCAGAAGCGAGUCGGGCAGAGCCGGAGAGGAGCCGGCAGGAGCUGCAGGGGGGCGCCGCGACCGCCGAAGGCCCAAGGCCCAGCCACGUCGCCAUGGCCAGCCAGUCGCAGGGCAUCCAGCAGCUGCUGCAGGCCGAGAAGAGGGCCGCCGAGAAGGUCGCCGAGGCCCGCAAGAGGAAGAACCGCCGGCUGAAGCAAGCGAAAGAAGAAGCCCAGGCUGAAAUUGAGCAGUAUCGCCUGCAGAGGGAGAAAGAAUUCAAAGCAAAGGAAGUGGCGGCUCUGGGUUCCCACGGCAGUUCCACCACCGAAGUGGAAAAGGAGACUCAGGAGAAGAUGGUCGUGCUCCAGGGCAACUUCCAGAAGAAUAGGGAGGAAGUGCUGACCAGCCUGCUGAAUUUGGUCUUUGACAUCAAACCAGAAAUCCAUUUAAACUACCGCAUCAAUGGUUAGGGGAGCAUUUCGGCCUUCUAGAAGUAUUAAACAAAACCGGCUUCAGCUGUGCCCCUUCUUUUGUAAAAGAUCUUAACUUAUUUCCAAGAGUUGUAGAUAAUCUCUCUUCGCUGUCUCCUUUUUGUAGCAUUUUGGACCUCAUCCAAAGAUCGAUAGAUUUACUAGCGCUGUAUUCCAAAAGUGCAUUAUCAUGUGCUUAGUUUAAAGUGGGAGGUUCGUAUUGGAAGACGUACGAUAAGUAUUAAAUUGACACGUUGUCCCUAAGAAGUAUUUGGAAGUCAGGAAGGGUUUGAGAUCUUGUCAGGCUAUCUUCUGCAUACCUCUUAAAUUGUAAACGUGUGAACCUAGCGUUCUAGCAAGUGACGCCCCCCCAACUCCUGCCUUGCUGAUAGACAAAGGAGGAAGUUUGGUUAACUGCACAGACUAGUAGUACAGUGUCUUGUGAAAAUGUUUUGAAGUAGGUUCUAUUUAAGCAAUUGUACACUGUAUAUCCUCCUGUUUAACUUGAAGUAGAAACCUUCUCUUAAGGGUGCUUGAAAAAAAGACCAAGUAAAGAUCUUAUUUAAUCUGGAAA
This is a messenger RNA of Elgaria multicarinata webbii, 1027 nucleotides long. It is a transcript of the gene ATP6V1G1, whose product is annotated as ATPase H+ transporting V1 subunit G1. Bases 97 to 453 code for a protein of 118 amino acids. The transcript has 3 exons. Gene Ontology annotation, biological process: proton transmembrane transport. Gene Ontology annotation, molecular function: proton-transporting ATPase activity, rotational mechanism. Gene Ontology annotation, cellular component: vacuolar proton-transporting V-type ATPase complex. NCBI's taxonomy places the organism in Eukaryota, Metazoa, Chordata, Lepidosauria, Squamata, Anguidae. The record is from RefSeq and is a predicted model, not a curated record.